Messenger RNA from Megalobrama amblycephala (Wuchang bream), 3672 nucleotides. It is a transcript of the gene b3gnt2a, whose product is annotated as UDP-GlcNAc:betaGal beta-1,3-N-acetylglucosaminyltransferase 2a. The record is from RefSeq and is a predicted model, not a curated record. Gene Ontology annotation, molecular function: hexosyltransferase activity. Gene Ontology annotation, cellular component: membrane. Bases 799 to 2247 code for a protein of 482 amino acids. NCBI's taxonomy places the organism in Eukaryota, Metazoa, Chordata, Actinopteri, Cypriniformes, Xenocyprididae. The transcript has 2 exons.
AUGUACUCUGAGCAGAGUUGAUUUAACUCUGGGGAUUUUACUGUGUAUUUUCUUAAAUUGUUUCCCUUUUUCUCUGUUGCAUUCUUAUUUCCAUUGCCAAUCUAGCAGUUGCUCAGUCACUUUUGUGUUAGUCACUCCUAAUGCUGUACAAAAAAUGCAUGUGGCCUGUAAAGAAGAGCUCUUGCACAGUAAAGUGUAAAAAACAGAGCAGUGAUAGCACUGAGUCAUAUAUAGUGUGGAAGUUUUUGUUUGCGGGAGUGUAGGUGAGAUCAUGCUGGGAAAAAAAUCUAAAUUGCAGUCAUAAAAUGGCCCUGUUGUCCUGCAAUAAAACGCUUUCGAGUUUAGUAACAUCACGUGAUGCCAUCUGAUGCAUACUGCGCUCAGAAUACGGCAAGCUGACGUCAAAUCUUUGAAAAUGUUCAGAGGCAGAAUAUCAUGAGGCUCAUCACAGAGUCUGUGCAGAUUUUGGCCACUAUUUUGCCUUGCAACUACAUAAACCAUCCCUAAACUAUCGAUCGCUUUAGAUGUCAGUCAGAUGGUCUCUUCCUGUCUUAGUGGGUCAAAAUAAACUGCAAUGUGGACCAUACCAGAGCUGUUUAGUCAAAAGAUCUGGCUACACGAGACUAGGAAGAGUCUGACGCUGCACAUCUGUAAUUGGUGUCAUGAGGAACACAUGAUGUGUUUGAGUGAAUGAGAGAAGGAAGCAUGUGACACUAGGUAAGAUUCAGGGUGACACUGAAAACUAAGCUUGAGCAGAAAAGAAAGGCCGAUAUUAGAAGAAAACAAGUUGAAAGGGGAAUGGUUGGAUGGUGUGGAGACUGUGAUAGAGAGAGACCUUGGGUUUGGUAUGAAACACUGGCUGAUAUGCAGCAGGUUCAUCCCUUACUGUUUAGGUACAGUCACAGGAGGAGAAAUCCUGGACGCUUCCCAUCGGAUGCACACAUGGAUCUCACCCUAGACUUACCCUGCAGAUGCCCUCGCUGUGGUGAGGGCAUCUUCAAGAUGAACAACAACUGGAAUAGGACCAAGGUGCUCGGAGUGCUGAUGUUAGCCAAUUUUCUCCUCUACAUCGUGGUGGAAGUGGCCCGAAGCUACGGGCAGGACCAGGUCGUCUACAAGCGACAGAAAAUGAUGCCCAAAGUGUUCUGGAAGAAGAUGAAAAUCAGCGAGGCGUUCUGGAAUCGUGAGCAGGAGCGUCUCGACGACAUCUAUUACCUGCCCCUUGCGAAUAGCAGCGAGCCCCCUCGUGACUUUCGAGGAAUCCCACACUGGUUGAAUGGCACUAGUCCGUGCCGGACAGACGGCAGAGUGAUGACACAGAUUGAAAACUUCAGUUCCCUACCACAGCGAUUCCAGGAUUUCCUAUUGUACAUGGGAUGUAGGUCGUACCCCUUGAUAACGGACGCACCCAAAGUGUGUUCUAAACCACCGUACCUUUUGCUUGCGAUAAAAUCCAUUGCGCCACAUUUCGACCGACGGCAGGCCAUCCGGGAAUCGUGGGGUCGUGCUGGUGUCCUCGACGGUCGGCGCAUCGCCACGGUGUUCCUACUUGGCAACACAGCUCCAACGGACAACUACCCGGACUUGUCGGAUAUGGUGAAGCACGAGGCGGCGUUGUACGGUGACGUCCUUCAGUGGGAUUACCGGGACUCGUUCUUCAAUCUUACCUUGAAAGAAGUCCUCUUUCUGGAGUGGUUUGGGACACAUUGCGCUUCGGCCCAAUAUGUCUUCAAAGGCGAUGAUGACGUUUUCGUCAACACGCACCAUAUUCUGACUUACCUAGGCAACUUUUCGGUGUCCAGCACAAAGGACCUUUUUAUUGGUGACGUGAUCACCAAUGCCGGACCACACCGGAGCAAAAACCUCAAGUAUUACAUCCCCGAGAGCGUGUUUCUGGGGGGUUACCCACCGUACGCGGGUGGUGGAGGCUACUUGUAUUCGGGUCAUUUGGCACUGCGGCUAAGAACGAUCUCUCGCCUGGUCACAUUGUACCCGAUCGACGACGUGUACACGGGGAUGUGUCUGCAGAGACUGGGACUGGCACCAGAGAAACACGUGGGCUUUAGGACCUUUGAUAUUGAGCAGAAGAACAGAGAGAAUCCAUGUGCUUACAAAAGUUUGAUUCUGGUCCAUCCCAGGAGCCCACAGGACAUGAUAAAGAUCUGGUCUUGGAUAAAUGACCCUAAAACAAACUGUGACACUACACCGGGCAAGAAUGGUGCGAAGAAACGCGGAAAAAUCAAAUAGAACCCAUUAUAAUCAGUGAUACUGUCUAUACCGGAUGUGGUGCGAAGAAACAAGUGCUGACGUACUCCACACAUGGGCUGGGUAGGGUGGGGUUUAAAAAUGAGAAGGCUCAGUGAUGUCACCUGAAAGCAGGGCCGUAACCACAAUAGACAUUGAGGGACACAAGUCCCCCCCAAUAAUUAGAAAUGGCCAAAAAAACUGUUGAUGCUGCUCUGCUGCACUCCAUUACGCACCACUCUGUUUGUUGAUAGGAUAACAGAAAGUUUUAAAAGUUACACUUUUAGGCUGGUCAGCAGUCUAACAGCACUCAUCAAUUUCAAAAUGAUUGAGAUGGCCAAUUAAAUCAAAGAGGGCGGGGCUUAGUAUUCACAGAAGGCGAGUGUGAAUUCAAGUGAAUUCCAGUGUGAAUUCCAAUUAGACAGGCCUAAUAUCCAGUGAUGCAAACUACUCAACUAUAUUAGACAUACAAAUAAGAGUGAAUGUGGGCAUAUUUUAAAAUAAAAUAUAGAUAUUUUUUAAUUGAUUAAUUAGAACUAUAACUUUUUAAUGAAAAAAAGGGUCCCCCCCCCAAUAUCCAAGACAUGGUUAUGGCCUUGCCUGAAAGGGAAGUUGUUUAAAGGGGUGGAGCAAGUUAUAUUUUAAAGAAAAAAUUUUAAUUUUCUUUGGAAUAAUGCGAACCGAUGAAUCAUUCACAAUGAGACCAGGAAGUGUAUUAAAAUAGGUGUCAUGUGCAUUAAACAUCUCAGAGGGACUUGCUGCAUUUACACAGUUUUUGCCUUUAUUUACUCACAAUGAGUAAAAUAUGAUGCAUUGUGAGAAAUCAGGGUGUAUUUUUAUAACAAGAAUGAGCUAAAGAGACUGAUGGGUUUAUUUUGUGUAAUUUUAUCAUGUUGCUUUUAUUUAUGCCUGUAUUUGUGUGAGGGAGAAGCAGAACUGAGCUGUUUGACUUCUAUUGCAUUAAACCUCUAUAUUCUCAGGAAGCUGUUGUUUGACGGAUCGCCAAUUACACUAGCAAAACAACGACGGUAUUAGAUGUUUUUAUUACUUAAUUUGUAUGCUGUUUGUUCAAGUGAGUUGUGACCUUUGUUGUAAGGCAAAAGAUGACAUUUACAACACACACAAUGACCUGAAUGAGCCGCUGAAGUUCAAAGUCUAGUCAAAUCCCAUUACUGUAUAAAUGUAUGUUAACUCCAUUGGGAGGAGGAGCACUGAGGAUGGGAUUUCCGUGUCAUAUCUAACAUGAAGUUCAGUAUAUUGUUCAAUAUGAGUUGUAAUCAUAUGUUCACAGAUUUGUAAUCAUGGAUAAAGCGAAACAUUCUGAAAAAGGCUUGCGCCCUUAUAUGUGAAACUUGUCUUUAUCAUUUUACAGUUAGUUAAGCACUCAGUGUUUUGUAUUUAAACUAAUAAAGUUCUGCUGUGUCCAUA